This is a messenger RNA of Thlaspi arvense, 531 nucleotides long. NCBI's taxonomy places the organism in Eukaryota, Viridiplantae, Streptophyta, Magnoliopsida, Brassicales, Brassicaceae. The record is from the annotation of a GenBank genome assembly.
AUGACUCAUGUCACCAUGGAAGAAGUAUGGAAAGAGAUCAACCUUGCUUCGCUUCAGCAACAUCGCCAGCUAAACACUGAUCAUGAGCCAAUGUUGAGGAACCAAAACCCUAAUAACUCCAUGUUCCAAGAUUUCCUCAACGUGCCUCUGAAUCAACAACCACCACCUUCUACUUCUUCUUUUUCUCUCCCUCCCCCUGCAACUGUUCUCAGCUUGAACCCUCACUCCAUUAGCACACACUUUGAUGAAUCUGUGAGAUUUGGUUGUUUUGGGAAGAGAAGAAGCCAAGAUUCUGAUGAAAGCAGAGGAGAAAGAAGGCAUAAGCGUAUGAUCAAGAACAGAGAAUCUGCUGCUCGUUCCAGGGCUAGGAAACAGGAAUGUGCAUAUACAAACGAGCUGGAGCUUGAAAUUGUUCACUUGCAGAAGGAAAAUGCAAGACUCAAGAGACAAGAGGAGCAGUUGAAAAUGGCGGAAGCAACUCAACACCAAACAAAGAAAACACUUCAACGGUCUUGGACAGCUUCAUUUUGA